UGCAGCCAGGAAGGAUCCCACACCACCCACGAAGGCCAAGAUGUUUCCCACACGAGCCCUGCUCGCCCGCUCCGUCUGGAAAGGCCCGAACAUCGUCCCCCUCCCCCUCCCGCGCAAACUCCCCGCUCCCCCCGGCACGCCCCCGAUCCGGACGCAGAAGCGCAGCGCAACCAUCCUGCCGAACUUCGUCGGGCUGAAGUUCUCGAUUCAUAAUGGCAAGACUUAUCAUGAUCUGCUGAUUACUGAGGAGAUGGUUGGUCGGAAGUUGGGGGAGUUUGUUCCGACCCGCAAGCGUUUCACCUAUAAGAUGUCGAAGAACAAAUAGAUCUGUUCUUGUUUGGGUUGGUUGGUGCUGGUGGUAUAUCUUACGCUCUAUGCUCUACACUUUGUGAAGUAAGGAGGAGGUACCCAGGACCAGCUGUUUGCAUUUCUGUUAUGUUGGCGUUGCGUCUUUACACAUGAUGUUUCUUUUAUGGCUUGAUAGCUUGGAUCCUGGGGUUCCCGGUCUGAGGUUGACUUUCUCGGUAAAAGAGAUUAAAGGGAGUGGGCUGUGUAUAUUAUGUAUUAUCUAUCUAUCCAUC
Aspergillus homomorphus CBS 101889 is the source of this 581-nucleotide messenger RNA. Its product is annotated as mitochondrial 37S ribosomal protein uS19m. Gene Ontology annotation, cellular component: cytosolic small ribosomal subunit; ribosome. Bases 41 to 325 code for a protein of 94 amino acids. Gene Ontology annotation, molecular function: RNA binding; structural constituent of ribosome. The transcript has 4 exons. Lineage: Eukaryota; Fungi; Ascomycota; Eurotiomycetes; Eurotiales; Aspergillaceae. The record is from RefSeq and is a predicted model, not a curated record. Gene Ontology annotation, biological process: translation; ribosomal small subunit assembly.